GCGUUCGUCAAUCAACUUUAAACGUUUCCUCAGGCGCGUCAAAGCAAGCAUCGCGUUGUCGAGGUGGAUUGUGGGAUUGACGACGGCGCUCUGGCGAAGCGGAUUUCUGUCACGUCAGAAAUUGAUGAUAACAUUCGGCCCGAUGGGCUUGAACCAACUUAAAGUUGCUCUUGCGAGGACAAAUGAAGAUACAGGGGUAAGCAUCAGUCAACCACAGACUGACCGCCGAUCGCAAUCUUCCCUGUCUGUCAGCCAUGCACAGAGCCCAAGGACAGAACCGCCCUGCCAACAUCACUGGACCGACACAGGGUGACCAUGGGUUCCAGGGUGUGGGGCAAAGCAGGGAGCCUUUCAAAAUUAGGGAGCAAAUCAAGUUGGAGGUGUUGGAUUCAGCCGAAGAGGAGGGCUUGGCGUUGGAGAAGCAGUCGAUCGCGAUGGCCUCAAACAGCAUCUUUGAAAGCUUCUCAUCCUACCAGUCUUGCUUCGCCAGAGAACCUGCGCCUGGGCGACGCUUUACGCCUCCCUCGACCACCCUUAGCUCAGGGAAGAUGAAUGAGGGCUUACCCCUGGGGGCUCAGGAGAGCAGCGGCGCCGCCCUGGUGGGCAAACUACGCAUGGCUGACCGGAAUAUGGUGGAGGUGCUUUCCGACCACCCGGGUGAACUGGUGCGUACGGACAGCCCAAACUUCCUGUGCUCGGUACUGCCCACACACUGGCGCUGUAACAAGACCCUGCCCAUAGCCUUCAAGGUGGUGGCUCUCGGUGAUAUCCCAGAUGGAACUUUAGUGACCGUGAUGGCGGGGAACGAUGAGAAUUACUCUGCCGAGCUCCGCAACGCCACGGCCGCCAUCAAAAACCAAGUCGCCCGAUUCAACGACCUGCGAUUCGUGGGCCGCAGUGGACGAGGGAAGAGUUUUACUCUCACCAUCACCGUGUUCACCAACCCUCCGCAGGUGGCCACCUAUCAGAGAGCCAUCAAGAUCACAGUGGACGGACCGCGAGAGCCACGCCGGCAUCGACAGAAGGCGGAUGAAGGUGUAAAGCCAAGCGCGUUAGCUUUCUCUGAGCAGCUGAGGCGAAGUGCCAUGCGCUGUAGUCCACACCAUGGCCCCGCCCCCAACCCACGCCCCACCCUCAACACGCCCCCGUUCAGCAGCCCCGCCCACAGCCAGAUUUCUGAUUCUCGACAGAUGCAAACUUCUCCUUCCUGGUCGUAUGAACAGUCGUAUCCUUACCUGGGUCCCAUCUCCACCCCAACGGUUCAUCCCACAACACCAAUAUCACCCAGCCGAAACGCCAUACACUGUCCGGAUCUAACAGCGUUUACCGACCCGCGUGUCAGUCUGGAGCGUUCCUUCCCCUCGCUCCCCUCCCUACCAGACGGGCGUUUCUCUGACCCUCGAGUGCCCUACCCCACCGGAGCGUUCACUUACACGCCGACCCCCGUCACCAACGCAAUCGGCAUCGGGAUGUCGGCUAUGACGACCCCCGCCGCCCGCUUCCACACGUAUUUACCGCCGACCUACCCCGCCGGCUCUUCUCAAGGUCAGGGCGGACCCUUCCAAACCAGCUCGUCGCCCUAUCACCUGUACUACAGCAGCACGGCCGGAUCGUACCAGUUCUCCAUGAUGCCGGGGGGAGGCGGAGGCGAGCGCUCGCCACCCCGCAUCCUACCGCCCUGCACCAACGCCUCCACAGGCUCCGCCCUCCUGCACCCCUCUCUGCCCAAUCAUAGCGACGUCGUGGUGGAAGCCGAAGGAAGUCACAGCAGUUCGCCAACCAGCAUGUCCGUCGAAGCCGUUUGGAGGCCGUAUUGAGAACUAAGACUGAAGUGUUUGACCAAUAGGACGUGGGCAGCUGAAUUUGGUGGUUUCUGAUUGGAGCAUUUUGGACUCUUCGUUUUACACCGCACAGCAUGAGACUAGUUGUGGAUAGUUUGUAUUAUUAUUAUUAUUAAUGUUGUUAUUAUUAUUGUUAUUGUUAUUGGUCUCAUCAUCAUCAUACAACAUUGUUCAGCAGUGGCAGCCAUGUUUUGAGUUCACUUUUGUUUCUUGAACAUCCCAACUAUGCAGGUACACAACCCUAAAUGCUCAGCCAAUCCUUUGCAAGCAUGUGCUCCCAUUGUACACAAUGAUAAGAAAAUUGCGUUAACUUGCUAGGCAAGAUUCUUUUCGUACUGUAACUCCGCCAUAACAGUUGUUGACCUAAAAGAAACUGACGACUUACAUCACCCUGCACGCAAACAGACACGUGUUUCGUUUUGUAUUCUUACGUUUCAGUUUACAUUGCUGGAAGUGUUUGAGGUCAUAUACGUGCUUAUAAACUAUGAUAGUAACACUGCACCGCCACAACAGUAUAGAUGCAGAAUGCCGCAGAACGGGGAACGAGACGCUGCGUCACCAAAGCUUCGCUAUGAGAACGCCUUCUGCGUGACUGCUCUGAAUUUGGUGCCAGAGAACGAAACUUAUUAUACAGUCAAUAUUUCCAAGUAUUUGUCAUAAAGUGAAAGAUACAUUUCAAAGACACUGGCCUUUAAUCUUUUCUACUCUGUUGUCGAUGUUUUCUCAGCCCUUUUGACACACUGUAGCCAAGGUAAAGCACUAAGCAUAGGAAACAAAGUCUUUGCCAAUAGCGAUAUGCUCUUAAGAGUUUAAACAGACAUUUGACUCAGUAAGUUUCCAGGUUUAUGAGACUUCACUGCCUUUCACGCUCUUUCUCUUCUCACCGGGAAUUCAAGCUUUAAUGGUUGGAUGGAUGUAAGAUGGACCUUUUGUGUAAAUAGAUUGUAAAUGACUUCAAUGGCAGUCAGAUGAUGACAUCAUCGAUUGCUCAACACAAGACACUGUUCUCAACUUCCACCAUUGUGAAAUGGGCAAAUCUUGCCAAAUGCAGCUUAAAAUGUUUGUUUUUUGUCCUGUUCAACAUUUCUUUGCUGAAUAUAAUACGGUUGUGAAGAAACUGCUCAUUUCUA
Molecule: messenger RNA, 2971 nt
Organism: Misgurnus anguillicaudatus (oriental weatherfish)
Lineage: Eukaryota; Metazoa; Chordata; Actinopteri; Cypriniformes; Cobitidae
Source: RefSeq, a predicted model, not a curated record